Messenger RNA from Microbotryum saponariae, 1741 nucleotides. Lineage: Eukaryota; Fungi; Basidiomycota; Microbotryomycetes; Microbotryales; Microbotryaceae. The record is from the annotation of a GenBank genome assembly.
AUGAGAAGGAAGCUAAGAAAUGGAAAGGGGGCCCGCGCUGGGAUAUGCCCAGGCGCGGGCGAAAUCGCUGGAGCGCUGAGGCAGUCGCGCGCGGCUAAGUCCCCACUGCAAGGGCGGGCUAGCGGCGCGCGCCCGAAAACCGCCGGCGCCGGCGCGCUGAGGCACUCGCGCGCGCCUAAGUCCCCACCACAGGGGCCAGGCUAGCAGGCGCGCGCAACGACCGAGGCGCCCCUGUCGAGCUGAGAGUGGACUCUUCACAAUCAUUACCGACCCGCUAUCAUGGCCUAUGUUUCGGGUGACCGAGGAAGGGAGGAUUUUGCGUGUACAUCCAGAUGAGUCUAUUUCCUUGUUUGUGCCUCGUGGUCUCGCUACUGGCGUCGUCAACUCCGACAAGGUCCCAUCGCUGCGCGAGCUCGUGCUUUCGGAGAUUCAUCGGAGUGUCGGGCAUGCAGGACAUCGCAUCACCUUGGCCGCCAUCCGUCCUUUGUACUGGUGGUCGUCCAUGUCUGCCGAUUGUGCCGAGUUCUGCCGUUCAUGUGAAGACUGUACCCGAGGCAAGGCGUCCACUCAAGUCCCCUAUGGCCGACUGCAUCCGAUGCCGAUCCCUUCUGGUCCUUGGGAACAAGUGGCCAUCGACUUCAUGACAGGACUGCCUCCGGUCGAGCUCGAAGGGAUGAUGGUUGCUCAAAUCAUGGUGGUCACUGACACUUGGGGCAAGAUGGUCCACCUGAUUCCCCUCCCAGCCGACGCCGACUCGGAGCUCGUUGCCGAGAAGUACUACGCCACCGUCUUCCGACUGCAUGGGAUGCCUUCCGCCAUCGUUUCCGACCGUGAUCCCAAGUUCACCUCGCAGUUUUGGCGGGCAUUGCAGGCAAAGAUUGGCACCGUCUUGCGAAUGUCAACCGCGGCACACCCGGAGACGGACGGAUCGAGCGAGAAUCGGAUCAAGAUGGUCACCCAAACCCUGCGGAUCAUGGUCUCGUCAAACCACGAGGCUUGGGCAUCUCGUCUUGUUGAAGCUGAGUUCGCUCUUAACUCUUCUGUUGCUGUGUCCACGUCGCUGUCGGCUUUUGAGGCAACCUACGGCUACCUUCCUCGAUGCUGGCCCUCGGAUUCCUGGUCUGUCUCGGACGUCCCUCGUGCGGAAGCGUUUGCUCGGAUCCGACAAUUACGGAACCUCGACGUGACGGAUGCGAUCAUUGGAGCACGCCUCAACCAGUCCCAUCAGGCCAACAAGCAUCGACGCCCAGACGACCCCGCCUUUCGGACCGGCAGUUACGUCUAUCUUUCGACAAAGAACCUGGCAGUUCCUGACGGCAUGAAGUCGAAGUUGUUGCCGCGCUACAUCGGCCCCUUCCGUAUCCGAGCGGCCAUCCCUGCGACGUCCAGCUACGACCUCGAGCUCCCUCCAGCGAUGUCGCGAGUGCACAAUCGUUUCCAUGCUCGACUGCUUCGGCCUUGCGUUGAGAAUGAUGCUGAAAGGUUUCCUGGGCGUGACCCCGCAGUUCUUUUUGUCGAAGACGUAGCCGACGCGGCCGACAAUUCUGCGAUUCCGGAACGGAUUGUUCGCGAUCGGCGGAACGCUCGGGGCGCUCGUUCGUUCUUGGUUCGAUGGGUAGGCCGUAACGACACCGACGAUACUUGGAUGUCAGAGCAGUCCAUUCGCCUUGACCAUCCGUCCGUCCUCGACGCCUACCUCGCGCGCCUCGAUCGCUCGAACCGCCGCCUCGCCGCACGGUAG